This is a messenger RNA of Pocillopora damicornis (cauliflower coral), 372 nucleotides long. RefSeq lists its product as uncharacterized. The record is from RefSeq and is a predicted model, not a curated record. NCBI's taxonomy places the organism in Eukaryota, Metazoa, Cnidaria, Anthozoa, Scleractinia, Pocilloporidae.
AUGGAAGUUUACAUGGUUUUCAUCGUUAUGCUCGCAAUUUUCCUUCACCGUGGAAAUGGCCGGGCAACUUGGUUUAAUAAAAUGGGGCGUAGAGCUCAAGAUGGCGGAGUCCCGUCCAUGCUAGACACGUCCGCAUGGAGACAAAAGAGGUCCCCUGAUGACGAGCCCAGUUGUUACACUGGCAGAGUUGUGUCAUUCACUUUGCCAAGCAACAACAAGGUAUCUGUUCCGAUUUGUAAGACAGUAACGUCUUACAAAACUGCAUGUUUCAGUUCGAUGGCAAACAACAACAACCAAAGGAAAUGUGUUCCGUCCCGUACGAUCACGAUGGAAGGAGUUUCGUUUAACACAGCCUGUUCAUGCGCACCAUAG